Molecule: messenger RNA, 3620 nt
Organism: Epinephelus moara (kelp grouper)
Lineage: Eukaryota; Metazoa; Chordata; Actinopteri; Perciformes; Serranidae
Gene: ccdc13
Product: coiled-coil domain containing 13
Exons: 15
Coding region: 142-1884 (580 amino acids)
Biological process (GO): non-motile cilium assembly; cytoplasmic microtubule organization
Cellular component (GO): centriolar satellite
Source: RefSeq, a predicted model, not a curated record
UGGAGUGCUGUUACUAUGGAUACAGUAGCGUCGCAAUCAGUGGGGGAAGCUAACAGUUUCUUCACCUACGGUACAAAAUGCUGCGGUGUAAAUCAGGUUUUACUUUGUUUAUAAGGACGAUACGGUGAUAAAUGACAGAUCAUGGAGGAUGAUGAACUGAAUGACUUGCGGCUCCAGUACCAGGCGCUACAAAAACAGCAGGAGAAAAGAAAACUGGCCAGGAAAAAGGAGAAAGAACCUAAUGUCAGUGUUACUGAGGAUGAUCUGGAUCUGUCUAAGCAAGGUAUUCAGGCAGACGAUGUCGAACACAGACUGUUACAGAAUGAGAAUCAAAAUCAGAAUUUGCUGGACCAGCUGAGGGAGCUCAAGGAUGAAAACGGUCGGCUCUUCAAACUUCUCAGCGAGAAGGAUUUUGAAAUUAAACACCUGAAGAAGAAAAGAGAAGAAGAACGUCUGGCUUUAGCAGGCACAUCAGGCUUGGCAGGGGAUAUCGCGGCCACCAAGAUUGUUGAGCUGUCCAAGAAGAAUAGAGAGCUAACUGCUGAAAUUGAGCAAGAAAAGAUUAAAACCAAGCAAAACAGCAACAGAGUCAAAGAGCUUGAGAAAGAGCUGCAGGCGGCUUUGGUGCACUCUCCACCUGGGCAGAAGGUUGAUACAAAGGCACAGGAUAAGAGGUCAUCUGAAGACUGUGAGCAGGAAAAUCCAGUGGUGAAAUCUCUGCAGGAAAAAUUAGCUGCUUCCCAGCUGAAAGUGACUGAGUAUCGCAACCAGGUUCAAUCUGUCAAACAGGAGUUGAAAGUAGCUCAGAAGGUUUUAAUCAAUGAGGUUGGAGAGGAGGUGAACUUUCAGCAAUUACUAAGCUGCCCUGGGAGCUUUCGAGGUCGCUCUCAGCAGAUACUGGCUCUUCAGACAAGGGUGCGGGACCUUGAGCAGCAGCUGAACCAGUCAACUCAGCGAAGACAGUCAAGUGUCCUGAGUGCAGAGGAAGAGUUUCUGGGCAUGGGGGUCCUUCAAAAAACCCCUCCUCAAGACAGGAACCUCACCUACAUCCGGACCAUCGAGAAGGAGAAGAGGGAGGCAUUUGAGAGGAUCUCAGCGGACCAUGAGGCCCUCCUGAAAGACCACGAGGAUGUAAGGAAAAAGCUGGAUGCCUCUAAAGCCAGGAACAAGUCUCUGUCUGCUGAAAUGAAAUCUCUGAAGGCCCAGAUCUCUACUCUCCUGGAGAAGGGUAAACAUGAUGAUGAGCUUGUGGAUGCCCUGCUGAAGCAGCAGACUCAGAUGCAGGAGGUGCUGAGACGACUCAGCCAACAGCAGAACGUGCAGAGCAAGGAGACCCGGCGUAGCCCGAGACAGCAGCUGAGCAGCGAGCCCUCAGAGUACAACGCUCUUAUCCAGAAACUGAAGCAGAUGGUUGAGGAGAGAGAGGUCAGGAUCAAAGAACUAGAGGAGGAAAUCCAACAGCUCUCUGUCAAGGAAGAGGGCAUGGAAAGAGAGUCCAGCUUCAAGACAGCCGUUUGCAGUUCAGGAUUUCCUCCUGAAGAGGGAGGCACUAGCAAGAGAAUAACAUCCUCAGGUUCAGUCUCUAAAUUCGGUCAUAAACUGGUGCUGCCUGCUGUGGGAAGUAGUGCAGAAUUCAAAAGUCCGAGUUCUUCAAGAUGUCCACAAUGUUCAGCUGAUGUGAGCGCGCUGAUGACCCAGUGUGACGAAUAUAAAAACAUCUGUGUGGAGAAGGACCGACUCCUUGAGCUGGUUAACAUCCUACAGACAAAAGAGAAAGAGUUGAACCAGAGGUUUUUGGAGGCGGAACAGAAGUACCAGGAGGAGCGCCGCAGGACAGUGAUCCUGGAGCAGCAGCUGGAGAGGACAAAAUUAGAUUCCAAGUAACGACUGUGCAGACAGCAAGGGUAGAACUGGUAUGCCAAGGACCCUGUGGGAGAUUGGCAGGUCCCCAUUGGACUGAGCGAGAAAGUGCCACAAGACAAAAAUAUCAGAGUUUGGACGUGAUGAAGAAAGCCUUUAUGCUCAGAGAAACAAAAAACAGCUUGUGUUGAAUACCUCCUGGAUAGAAGGUGAGGCACCCUUUAAUGUAGUCGGGUGAGAUGUGUCACUGGAGGAACGGAUGAGAUACCGUAAGCUUUAUGACUACAUGCCCUGCAGAGCUGCCAAAUGUGUAUCAAAUGUAGCAAUGUGCGUCAGAAAGGGUGUUGAUGGAGCAAAUACUUGUCAUGGUCCCUAACUGCAUCUGAUUCCAGGCAAAAUGUUUAACUUAAUAAAUUUUUGUUUGGUUGUUUUUUAAAUCUACCAUAACACAAACUCAUAAAAAUGUAGUCAGUGUUUGUGAGCACGUGGAAUAUUUUCUCAAACAUGUAAUCUGAAUUUUUUAUUUGUGGUACUUGAUAGGAACCAGGCCAAAGACUGGGUUUUAAAUCAAGCCUGUUGCUGUUCAAUACGCAUUUUACUGUGUGAUUUAAGUUAAAAACCAAUGUAGUCGUAGAUCAAUGUGACUACUCCUGUUGACUUCAGUCAUUAAAGAGUGUCAUCACUUUCAAAUAAAUUACACUUCACCAAACAAUUUUAAUAUUGUUUUAUGUAGCUGUAUUACGCAGAAAGGUGUAGAUUUAUUCCAAAAUGCCCAAUAACCCACCAAACCAAACACAAACUUAUGUAAACACAGCAUACGUAAACAGCCUCACCUAUUUGUCAUUCCAGGUUUGAAUGACUCCUUUCUCCAUCCUUCUCCUCAGAGGUAUUCCCUCGUUCUGGACCAAUGCUUCCUGCAGACCAUUGACUGCAUCCAGAAACUAAAGUAAAUAGUGGAGCUGUGAACGCAGAGGUUAAAGUUAGCCAUCAGUAUAUGAGGGAUCUGUGAACUUUACUCAGGCCAGAAAACGGUUUGUGCCUCUAUGAGUCCAUUCAUCUCCCAGUGCCUCUCAUUUACAUGUAAUGGAAAGAAAAUAAACAGCGGAGUCCUAAUGUGCUCAUUUACAGUAAGUAGAAAUAAAGUAAUGAGCUGCUAUCUUUACCAAGACAGCAGCACAGCAGUGAUGAGCACUUUUUGUUACAAACAAAAGAGUCCACACACUGUGUCUGUAAAAUUGUUCCUGACACUGACACCCAGGAUGAGGUAUGGAGGCGUCCACUGCAGUCAUCCACAAUUCAUAGUAACGUGUUGACGAGACAAGUUCUGUCAGCAGAUUAUCUGAUCUUGGUUUUGAUCUGAGUCUCUUGCUCUCCUGUUUCAAACUUUUGAAGUCGUGCUUGCUUAUUUUCAAACUUUGGCUUUGCUUGCAGUUUGCCAAUUAGACAUAGUCUGGUGCAAUGAUGUCAAAACUGCAUGCUCCUGUUUAGUAAUUUUGUUUAGUUAUGGCAUCACUAGAUGGCAGUAUGGCUAGUCAUGUACUGCAUGUAAACCACUUCUUAAGGUUUUUUUUUUUCUAUAUUAUUGUACUGCAAUAAUGUGGACUGGAGGCCAGUUAAACAUAUGCAUUGUGCUUAAUCUGUUGAACACAGCAAUAUCAUCCUGUAUCCAUUCAAUGCAGUACAUUUUAAUUGCCAUUCCGAUGACCUAGUUGUGAUUAAAUCAAUAGACUGUAAAGAAAAAUGGUCUUCCUGCUUCUAUG